Molecule: messenger RNA, 891 nt
Organism: Moneuplotes crassus
Lineage: Eukaryota; Ciliophora; Spirotrichea; Euplotida; Euplotidae
Source: the annotation of a GenBank genome assembly
UUUAAAUCAAAAUGGAAGUGCAUAAUUCACCACCACCGCCUUUAAAAUGACACAUUCUAGGAUUUGGAGGUCUUAUUGUUCAAGGAAUUUUAGGACUUAUCUCUUUAAGUGCACUUUUGGUGAAAAGGUAUUUUGAAAAACCCAAAAGACCAUGGGUUGUCUGGAUUUUUGAUAAUUCAAAACAAGUAUUCGGUGCCUUCCUGCAACACUGUCUCAAUAUGAUGCUUGCUAUCCUGCUUAGUCACACAAACGAAGCUGAUAACUGUGAUUGGUAUUUCAUAAACUUCAUCUGUGACAUACUCAUAGGAGUUCCUUUGUGCUAUCUUGGCUUAAAAAUGGUUGAAAAUAUAGGCCUCAAAUAUCACAUAGAGGAACUUAACACUGGCGUUUAUAUCAAAGAGCUUCAUUAUUCACCCGACAUAGAAUUUCUCGACCCUGCAAUCCUGGCCAAAAAGCACGAAGUUGACUAUAAAAUCUGGAUUAUACAGAUAGCAGUUUGGGGUCUGAUAGUCGCAUCCAUGAAAGUGCUAUUAUUCUGAAUACUACAGAUUUUUGCAGUUCCAUUAGAAAUAGCAGUCAAGGUCUGACUUGGCUGGCUCAAUAUUUAUCCGAAUAUUAAACUUGUUUUGAUCAUGAUGGUUGUUCCUUUGGUAUGAAAUGCCUUACAGUUUUGGAUCCAGGAUGGCAUACUUAAGGCUAAAAAGGAGAUCAAUUAUAGGUUCUCAUUAAUGGAAAGAUGCAAAUCUGUGAUGUAUGAUAAGAACUUUAGAUUUGAAGACCGGAAAAAAGGUAAGAGGUCUAGUUCUUUUAAAGCAAAGAAGGAGCCUUUUGUUGAACUAUAACUUCUCUUACAUUCAAUAUAACCCAUAUUAAAAUUUAUGUUUAACGACU